This is a messenger RNA of Eurytemora carolleeae, 2378 nucleotides long. RefSeq names its product dual 3',5'-cyclic-AMP and -GMP phosphodiesterase 11. The record is from RefSeq and is a predicted model, not a curated record. Gene Ontology annotation, molecular function: protein binding; 3',5'-cyclic-GMP phosphodiesterase activity; 3',5'-cyclic-AMP phosphodiesterase activity. Lineage: Eukaryota; Metazoa; Arthropoda; Copepoda; Calanoida; Temoridae. Bases 87 to 2378 code for a protein of 763 amino acids. Gene Ontology annotation, biological process: signal transduction. The transcript has 22 exons.
AAUAAAAACGGAGAAAAAAAGAGGAGGAAAGAAGUGGAAAGAGGAGGAGGAAGAAGAUAAAGAGGGAGAAGGUUGAAGAGCUGAAGAUGAGUAAAGUUCAGAGAAAACAGGGAGUCGGGGGUCUUUUCAGACCAGUUUCCUGGAACAAAGGUCGUCGUUUCACCAGUCCUGGACCUGAGAUACAAAAACUAAAUGAAAACACUGGAAUUCAAAAUUAUGAGGGUCCCUUGAUGCGGCUCCAGAUUGAAGCAUAUUUGGACGAUAACCCUGAAUUUGCAGAGUCCUACGUUCUACGCAAAAUCAGCAGAAAAACAAUAGAAAAAUGGCUUAAACUGCACUCCGUGCAAGAACAAGAGAAUCCUCUACUAAUAGUUCAAGAACCAACCACUCCAGGAAGAAAGUUUUCCGAUGAACCCAGUUAUUCUUCACAAAUAAGGAAACGAUUUUCCGCCGAUAAUUCUCCCACGAUCCACCGAUCUAUCUCGGUUACUCCGAACCGGAAGAUUUCUGCUUCUGUGUUUGAAGCAAGCGGGCUUAGGUCUGCCAUUUUAUCAACGGCGGAUGACGGCUCCGCCUCGUUCCUAUCCACCAACUCCGCCGUGGACCUGUCCAGGCAAAGGUCCAAGUCCCUGAUCCUGGUCGGGGAGCAGAGGUCCAUCAAGGACGUGACGAACACGAUCAUCUCUGAGCUGGACUUGAGCGUGCUCUGUCAGAAGAUUGCGCAUCAUCUUCUCUCAAUAUCCCAGGGUUCAGAGUGUACAAUCGCUCUACCUACAGAUGGACUUAAGCGAGGAUAUAGGAUAGAGGCGAUCAAUAUCAGACAGAACGGAGUGGGUGGAGUGAGACAGAUAUCUGCUCUACCACUUCCAGAUAGUAGGGUGGAGAUAGAUAAUUCUACAGUAAGUUUAUUGACGGAUGGAAAACUAGUCUAUCUUCCCUCCUCCUCCAACCUGUUCCCUAAAACAUCCCAGGUUACUCUACCCGGAGCUACUGUAGGAAUCUGUCUCAUCCCACUCAGAGAUAUUCAAGAAGAACUGCAAGGGUUUGCUGCUGUUAAGGGAAGAGAUCUCCUGGAGCUUCAAGCUAACACAGUACUGCUGGAUCUAGCCAGAAUAUCAGGGAUAUGUUUAAAGAAUUCAACACAGUACAAUGCAGCGAGACUAGAGGUCACUAGAUCACAGGUGUUCCUGGACCUAGCUCGAGUAAUAUUUGACGAGCAGACCUCCAUAGAAUUUACUGUUCUUAAGAUACUCAUCAACUUUCUCAGUUUAAUAGAAUGUGAGCGGGCCCAGGUUCUCCUCUCUUCUGCUGAAUCUCCAACACAGUUUCAUAAAGUUUUCGAUCUGGAGGAAGCCGACCUUAAUCGUCCAGAUUUCGAGGAGUUGAAAUCUCCGUUCGAAAACCGGUUUCCUAUCAACAGCUCAAUUUCCGGUCUGGUGGCCGCAACAGGAGAGACGGUAAAUAUUGGUGAUCUAUCUACCGAUCAUAGAUUUGAUCCCAGGCUCAAUGGUGAUGUGGAUGUGGAACAUAGAUCCCUUCUCUGUAUGCCUAUACUGGAUAGUGAUCAGAAAAUACUCGGUGUUAUAUCUCUUAUCAAUAAAAAGGAGGGUCAGUUUACCUGGAACGAUGAAAGAUUUGUGGAAGCGUUUGGAAUAUUUUGCGGCAUUGCGCUCAGAAACGUUUCUCAGUUUGAGAUUGUUCAAUCUGCCGAAGCUCGAUGUCAGGUUGCUCUGGAGAUAAUGUCCUACCACGCAGAUUCAGAUCCAAAGGAGGCCGAGGAACUAAGUAAACUACCCGUUCCUUCAGUUCUCUCUCUUCAGCUCCAGUCCCUCACAUUCCUAGAUACAGAACUACAGGAGAGAGAUACAGUUAGAGCAUGUUUACGAAUGUUCUAUGAGCUGGACCUGGUCUCCAGGUUUGGGUUGGAUCACAAUGUUCUCUGCAGAUGGUUGCUCACCACUAAGAAGAACUACAGGGUUGAAGUACUCUACCAUAAUUGGAACCAUGCAUUUAAUGUUGCUCAGAUGAUGUUUUCCUGUUUGUUAAACUCCGGAUGGUGGUCUGGGUUGGGUCCUAUCUCCUGUCUAGGACUUCUCAUCGCCUGUCUUUCACACGACCUGGAUCAUAGAGGAACCAAUAACAGUUAUCAAUUGUCCACAGAUUCUCCUCUAGCUCGUCUCUACUCAACCAGUACCCUGGAGAGACAUCAUCUUAACCAAACCUUGGUUAUACUUAAUCUUCAAGAUAAUAGAAUCCUGGAGCCCUUGAAUUCUUCUGAAUAUACUGCUGUUCUAACAAUAGUAGAGGAAGCUAUUAUUGCCACAGACCUGGCCCUCCACUUUGCUCAUUUAUCUAAACUUACUGCACUAUCUAGGUAA